GCGCGGGAAGUGAAGGUGGAGUGUAAACAAAACGUCAGACGUAUCUGGGCAGUUCUGAGAGGUGUUGUGUUAGUGUUCACGCUAGGUUUGUUGAGGUGGAGUUGAAAGAAAAUACUUUUAAAAUGGAUAAACGCCAAAGUUCAUCAAAUGUAAAUAAUUCGUCAGCAGCAAAGAAGCUUAGGAGUGAUGAGGAAGAUGAUAUGGAUUUGGAAGAUGGUUUACUGGAUGAUGUGGAUUUUAAUGAGGAAGUGACUGAACAGCAAAGUGAAGAUAUGCAGGGUGUUGAUUUCGUGGAUGAUGGCAGCGCCGACAGUUGCUGGGCUCGGCCGCCAUGUCCUCAGCUAAAUCCCCAGGAAGAAUCACUUGUGUUCCAGCAAAUUGAUAUUGAUCAUUACAUUGGAAACCCCAUUGAAGGCAUGCCGGGGCAGCAAGCUGGCAGAGUUCCAGUAAUGCGGAUGUUUGGCAUUAAUGAUGCUGGGAACUCCAUCUGUUGUCAUGUACAUGGAUUCUCGCCAUACCUCUAUGUUACCUGUCCACCAACAUUUAAUGAGUCUCAUUUGGGAGAAUUCAAGAAUACCCUCAAUAGUGUUUUGCUUAAUGACAUGAGGUCAAACAAGGAGAAAAUAACAGAUGCUGUGUUAGCUGUUGACAUAACUAAGAAAGAGAGUAUAUAUGGCUAUCAUGAGAACAGGAAAGUGCCAUUCUUGAAAAUAACAGUUGCUCUUCCAAGAUUGAUUGCUGCUGCAAAGCGACUUCUUGGAGAGGGAAAAGUUUAUAUGUCAAGCAUUGGCACCCCUAUAUAUGAAGCAUAUGAAUCUAAUAUUGAUUUUGAAAUAAGAUUUAUGGUAGACACUCAUCUAGUAGGAUGUUGUUGGGUUGAACUUCCAGCCAAAACUUGGAGUAUCAGGAAAGAUAAGCUUGAGACUCGCUGUCAGCUUGAGGUGGACAUUGCCUGGAAUAAAUUUAUAGUUCAUGAACCAGAAGGAGACUGGGCAAGAUUAGCACCUUUCAGAAUUCUCUCGUUUGAUAUUGAAUGUGCUGGACGCAAAGGUGUAUUUCCAGAGCCCGAUAAGGACCCUGUGAUUCAGAUUGGCAACAUGGUGCAACGUCAGGGCGAAGCAGAACCUUUUUUACGCACUAUCUUCACCUUGGAGCAGUGUGCCCCUAUUCUGGGUGCCAAGGUUAAGUCUUAUAACAAGGAAAAAGAAAUGUUGGAGGAAUGGGCAAAGUUCUUACGAGAAGUAGAUCCGGACAUCAUCACAGGCUACAACAUCAACAAUUUUGAUUUCCCAUAUUUGAUAAACAGGGCAAAUCAUCUUAAAUCACAAAUGUUCUCCUUCCUCGGCAGAAUAAAAUCUAUUAGGUCAGUAAUAAAGGACUCGGUGCUGCAGAGUAGACAGAUGGGCCGACGUGAGAACAAGUCUAUCAACAUUGAAGGACGAUGCCAAUUUGAUCUCUUAAUGGUUCUAGUGCGAGACUACAAGCUGAGAUCAUAUACAUUAAAUGCUGUUUCAUUUCACUUCCUACAAGAACAAAAGGAAGAUGUUCAUCACUCUAUCAUUUCUGAUCUACAAAAUGGAAACCCACAGACACGUAGAAGAUUAGCUGUUUAUUGCUUGAAAGAUGCCCUCCUUCCUAUACGUCUGCUGGACAAGCUGAUGUGUAUCAUCAACUAUAUUGAGAUGGCGCGCGUGACUGGUGUACCAUUGUCAUAUCUUCUUACUCGUGGGCAGCAGAUCAAGGUUAUGUCACAAUUGCUCAGAAAGGCAGUUGAACAAGAUUUGGUUCUGCCAGUACACAGAGGUGUGGGAGAAGAUGAGUUUGAAGGUGCUACUGUGAUAGAGCCACGCAAAGGCUACUAUGAUGUCCCAAUAGCAACCUUGGAUUUCUCCUCCCUGUAUCCAUCUAUUAUGAUGGCUCACAACUUGUGCUAUACUACAUUGUUGUCUGGACCUCAGAAGGCUCAGGAAUUUAAUCUUACAGAAGAAGAAUAUAUCAAAACUCCUUCUGGUAAUUAUUUUGUGAAGGCAACAAAACGUAAGGGCCUUCUACCUGAAAUUCUUGAGUCACUUUUAGCAGCUAGGAAAAAAGCUAAAAAUGAUCUUAAGAAGGAGACUGAUCCAUUGAGAAUGAAGGUGCUAGAUGGUCGUCAGUUGGCUCUGAAAAUAUCUGCUAACUCUGUUUAUGGGUUCACAGGUGCUCAGGCUGGCAAGUUGCCUUGUUUGGAGAUCUCUCAGAGCGUGACUGCUUUUGGACGGACAAUGAUUGCCUUCACAAAAGAUCAGGUUGAAGAAAAAUAUACAACUGAAAAUGGAUAUGAGCACAAAGCUGAGGUUAUAUAUGGAGAUACAGACUCCGUUAUGGUGAAGUUUGGUGUACAAACUGUAGCGGAAGCCAUGGAAUUAGGGAAGGAAGCUGCCAUGUACGUCACAGAUAAAUUUAUUAAGCCCAUUAAACUGGAAUUUGAGAAGGUGUACUUCCCAUACCUGCUGAUCAACAAAAAACGUUAUGCUGGGCUUUAUUUUACCAGCGCAGAAAAACAUGACAAGAUGGACUGUAAGGGAAUCGAGACAGUGAGGCGAGACAACUCUCCCAUUGUGGCAAAUCUCAUCAACACUUGUCUACAAAAAAUCCUUAUUGAAAGAAAUCCACUAGGAGCUGUAGAUUAUGCUAAGCAAACAAUAUCGGACUUGCUCUGCAAUCGUAUUGAUAUAUCACAACUAGUCAUAACCAAAGAAUUAACUAAGACGGAAAAGGAGUAUGCUGCUAAACAAGCCCACGUGGAACUAGCAAAUAAAAUGAAGAAACGAGACCCAGGCACUGCCCCUAAGCUUGGUGACAGGGUUCCUUUUGUCAUUGUUGCUGGCGCUAAGGGCACACCUGCAUAUGAAAAAGCUGAGGAUCCUAUAUAUGUGCUGGAGAACAGUCUGCCUAUUGAUUAUGAAUACUACCUAACAAAUCAACUCAGCAAGCCGUUGUUGAGAAUCUUUGAGCCUAUCCUUGGGGAUAAGGCUGAAUCGCAACUGCUUAAGGGUGACCACACGCGAUCAAGAAUCAUUACACACAGCAAAGUGGGUGCAUUGGCAAAGUUCAUCACCAGAAAGGCAUCAUGCGUGGGUUGCAAAGUUCCUAUUGACUCUGCAUCUGAGGCACUCUGUAAACACUGCAAGCUUCGGGAGAGUGAGAUAUAUAUGCAGCAGAUGAGCGUUCUGGGUGCUCUAGAGGAGAAGUUUUCAAGAUUAUGGACUCAGUGUCAACGCUGCCAAGGAUCUAUUCAUGAAGAAGUUAUCUGUACCAGUCGAGACUGUCCCAUAUUCUAUAUGAGAAAGAAAGUGCAAAUAGAGUUGGUUGAUCAAGAUAAAGUUCUAGAGAGGUUUGGGGCUCCUGCUUGGUAAUUAUAGGUUUUAACAUGUAAUAAUAAAAACUAUCAACAGUCCUGCCUACAUAACCAUUAAAUAGUGUGAGAUGUGUUUGUUGGUUGGCCGUACAGUAAGAUAAUGUUUAAUACAAUGGAAAGAGCUGACUUCAUGAUUUAUAGAUGAAGCAAAGAUAUUUGUAAAAAACAAUUAAUUUGUUAAUUUGUAUGUUUUAUAUAUAAAUGUUAACAAAAAGAA
Procambarus clarkii (red swamp crayfish) is the source of this 3614-nucleotide messenger RNA. RefSeq names its product DNA polymerase delta (gene PolD1). Lineage: Eukaryota; Metazoa; Arthropoda; Malacostraca; Decapoda; Cambaridae. Gene Ontology annotation, biological process: nucleotide-excision repair, DNA gap filling; DNA-templated DNA replication; DNA replication proofreading. Gene Ontology annotation, cellular component: delta DNA polymerase complex. The record is from RefSeq and is a predicted model, not a curated record. Gene Ontology annotation, molecular function: nucleotide binding; DNA-directed DNA polymerase activity; 3'-5'-DNA exonuclease activity.